Messenger RNA from Eutrema salsugineum, 1480 nucleotides. Its product is annotated as formate dehydrogenase, chloroplastic/mitochondrial. Gene Ontology annotation, cellular component: mitochondrion; chloroplast. The transcript is spliced from 5 exons. The coding region runs from base 164 to 1315 and encodes 383 amino acids. Gene Ontology annotation, molecular function: formate dehydrogenase (NAD+) activity; oxidoreductase activity, acting on the CH-OH group of donors, NAD or NADP as acceptor; NAD binding. Lineage: Eukaryota; Viridiplantae; Streptophyta; Magnoliopsida; Brassicales; Brassicaceae. The record is from RefSeq and is a predicted model, not a curated record.
UAUCUCUUAUAUUCCACGUGGCACAUUAUAGCUGGUCUGGAGAAGAGGAUGACUUGGUUCCGGGCCGUGAACUUUCGUCGAGUAUAAAAUGCUCUCCAAUUAGACGAAGCAACGAAAUUGAUAAUAAUCUCCACUUAACUUUGAGAGCCGAUCUACUCAGAAGAUGGCGCUGCGACGAGCCACCAGAGCAGCGAUCAGAGCCUGUGUUUCCUCUUCUUCUUCGGGCUACUUCGCACGUCAGUUACAUGCUUCUUCUGGUGAUAGCAAAAAGAUUGUUGGGGUCUUCUACAAGGCCAACGAAUACGCUUCCAAGAAUCCUAACUUCCUUGGCUGCGUGGAGAAUGCUUUAGGAAUCCGCAACUGGCUAGAAUCACAAGGUCAUCAGUACAUUGUCACCGAUGACAAAGAAGGCCCAGACUGUGAACUUGAGAAACAUAUCCCGGACCUUCACGUCUUAAUAUCCACCCCUUUUCACCCGGCUUAUGUGACUGCUGAAAGAAUCAAGAAAGCCAAGAACCUGCAGCUUCUCCUCACGGCUGGUAUUGGCUCCGAUCAUAUCGAUCUGCAGGCGGCUGCAGCUGCUGGCCUGACUGUGGCUGAAGUCACUGGAAGCAACGUUGUCUCGGUAGCAGAAGAUGAGCUGAUGAGAAUCCUGAUUCUCAUGCGAAACUUCUUACCAGGGUACAAUCAGGUCAUCAAUGGAGAGUGGAACGUUGCUGGCAUUGCCUAUAGGGCUUAUGAUCUAGAAGGGAAGACAGUAGGAACCGUUGGAGCUGGAAGAAUCGGAAGGCUUUUGCUACAGAGAUUGAAACCCUUCGGGUGUAACUUAUUGUACCAUGACAGGCUUCAGAUGGAACCAGAGCUGGAGAAAGAGAUUGGUGCUAAGUACGUUGAGAAUCUCAAUGAAAUGCUCCCUAAAUGCGACGUCGUAGUUGUCAACACUCCUCUCACGGAGAAGACAAGAGGAAUGUUCAACAGAGAGAUGAUAGGGAAAAUGAAGAGUGGCGUUUUGAUAGUGAACAACGCAAGAGGAGCCAUCAUGGACAGGCAAGCGGUGGUGGAGGCGGUCGAGAGUGGACACAUUGGAGGGUACAGCGGAGACGUGUGGGACCCACAGCCAGCUCCUAAGGACCAUCCAUGGCGUUACAUGCCUAACCAAGCAAUGACCCCUCACAUCUCCGGCACCACCAUUGAUGCUCAGCUACGAUAUGCGGCUGGGACAAAAGACAUGUUGGAGAGGUACUUUAAAGGAGAAGACUUCCCUGCCCAGAAUUACAUCGUCAAGGACGGUGAACUUGCUCCUCAGUACAGAUAAGCUUUUUCAACUCUCAAGUCUUUUGUAUGCAAAGGGCAAAGCUUACUAUUAAAUAAAUAAAUCAUCUAUGAUAUGAUAUCUCCCGUUGUCCUUUCGAAAAAUUGUAAAAGACCAACAAGAAAUGUAACGUUAAUAUUAUUAUUACAUUUAUGUUGAGCCUAGCUA